Messenger RNA from Tachysurus vachellii, 2518 nucleotides. It is a transcript of the gene dpf2, whose product is annotated as double PHD fingers 2. Lineage: Eukaryota; Metazoa; Chordata; Actinopteri; Siluriformes; Bagridae. The transcript is spliced from 11 exons. Gene Ontology annotation, biological process: nervous system development. Gene Ontology annotation, cellular component: nBAF complex. Bases 17 to 1228 code for a protein of 403 amino acids. The record is from RefSeq and is a predicted model, not a curated record.
GCGUAGGCGAACCAAGAUGGCGGCGGUGGUGGAGAAUGUUGUCAAACUACUGGGAGAGCAGUACUACAGAGAUGCCCUGGAGCAGUGCCAUAACUAUAACGCCCGUCUGUGCGCAGAGAGGAGUGUGAGGAUGCCCUUCCUCGACUCUCAGACUGGUGUCGCUCAGAGCAACUGCUACAUCUGGAUGGAGAAGAGACACAGAGGACCGGGUUUGGCGCCGGGGCAGUUAUACACGUACCCCGCCCGCCGCUGGAGGAAGAAAAGGAGAGUUCAUCCUCCAGAAGACCCUCGACUGGCUUUCCCUUCUCUGAAGACAGAGUUGGACCUGGGUUUGAAGAAGGAACUGCUCGGCUCCAGCGAUGGCAGCAGCAGUCUGGAGGCUCUGCUCCGAGGGGAGCCGCUGGAGAAGAGAGCAGCGCUGGAGCUCAGACCGAACGACGAGGAGCCUGCACACAACGAGUACACGAGCGGAGGACUCAACCCUGCCACCCGAGUGAGGAAGAGAAUUGUGGAACCUGACGACUACAUGGACGACCUGGACGAUGAAGAUUACGAGGAAGAUACACCGAAGAGACGUGGUAAAGGCAAAGGAAAGGGGCGGGGCGUCAGCAGCGCUCGCAAGAAGCUGGACGCAGCAGCAGCCGCUCUCGAGGAUCGGGACAAACCGUACGCCUGUGACAUCUGUGGGAAGCGCUACAAGAACAGGCCCGGACUGAGCUACCAUUACACCCACUCUCACUUAGCCGACGAGGAAGGGGAGGAAAAAGAGGAGGAGCUUCACGAGCAGACUCCACCCCCACCCGAGGAGCCUAAGACAGCUCCUAAGAAGGGUCCUGAUGGUCUGGCUCUGCCCAACAACUACUGCGAUUUCUGUCUGGGUGACUCCAACAUGAACCAGAAAACUGGCCAAUCAGAAGAGCUGGUGUCCUGCUCUGAUUGUGGACGCUCCGGCCACCCCUCAUGUCUGCAGUUCACCCCGGUGAUGAUGGCGGCGGUGAAGACGUACCGCUGGCAGUGCAUCGAGUGCAAGUGCUGCAACAUGUGUGGUACAUCAGAGAACGACGACCAGCUGCUCUUCUGCGAUGACUGUGACCGAGGCUAUCAUAUGUACUGCCUCACCCCGCCCAUGUCAGAGCCUCCUGAAGGAAGCUGGAGCUGCCAUUUGUGUUUGGACCUGCUGAAAGAGAAGGCUUCCAUAUACCAGAAUCAGAACGCUCCACCGUCAUGAUGGAGCCGCUGCAGAACACUGGCCCUGCGUUCACGGUUCCCAGCUCUGUGCGUUACCACUCAGUGAGUGAGGGAAGGGAUUUCAAAUAAAAUACAACACGAGAAAGAGAAAGAGAGAGAGAUGCUGGGAACCGGAAAAGGGAAAAACCUAUUUACCCAAGGAAAGGCAGGGAUGAACGGAUAAACAAGUACACAAAACAAACAAACUCCCUCCUCUUGGCAGGUUUAAUUCCAAUAUGACUGUUACACAGUUCCAAGUUUUAAACUACCCACUGCUUUUUGUUUUCAACUAUUAUACAUAAUAGUAGUAAUAAACAUAACAACAACAGUGAUAACUGACUAAUCCAAACCCACGCUGUCUAACAGUCCGCUCUGAGAACAUACGACUCCGCUCGUCAGUAGCCUCGUCCUUCACCUACUUGAAAUAUUCACCGAAACCGCCGCUAGCUAAAAUCAGUACCAGUUACGUUUCUAGCCACCCAGUAAUAGUUGAAACCAAUCAGCAUGCUUGUUUGUAAUAAGACAAAUGGUAGCCUGUUUUUUUGUUUGUUUUUUUUUCUUUUUUUUUUUGUAUAUUUAUAUAUUUGUAAAUCAUAUAAAGGUGUGAUGUAUUUAAAAAGUGAGAAUAUCAAAAGUGAUCGGUUAUUAUUCUAGCGGUUAAAUUUUUUUUUAACGGUAUUAAACCCUUCUUUUAUGUCGCAAGCAUCAUUCGCCAGUGCCAUCGAUGCAUACGCUUCGCCGUCGUCGUCCCUUGAGAUUUUUUUUUUUUUUUUGAAUUUCUUUUAUUUAGCUUGUUAAAACGAAAUCUAACUUCCUCAAGGAUCUAAUAAAGUUAAAUGUAGUGUAUUAGCGUAUAAGUCGGCUCAGGAGACAUUGUGGCUUAUAACCGAUUCAGAGGAGAACAAUUCACGACUCAGGUUGUAGAUUUUUAGUUUCCCGUCAGAACGAGUUAAUCCAGUACUGACGCACUGUUUAGCAUGAAAUGCAAUACGGCCCGAUUUAUUAUUAUUUUUUCUUAAAACGGACAAAAUCGCGUACGACGGCGUUCUGCCUGUCGAGACGACGGUUUUAAUUGUCGAGGUGGUUACCUGGUCAACCCGCAGUACUCAGAGUAUUGCUUCCAGCACCUGUCACUUUGACCGUAUCCUAGUGUCAUUUACAGUUAGAACUGUUUAACCAUAUGCAUGUUUACCUGGUACCACUUUUCAAAGUACACUCGCGCUUAUGCUCGCCUCUUGUUGCACUCAACAUAACAGUUGUUUUUUUUUUUGUUUUUGUGGGUGGGUGGGUG